Girardinichthys multiradiatus is the source of this 8544-nucleotide messenger RNA. It is a transcript of the gene zfyve16, whose product is annotated as zinc finger, FYVE domain containing 16. NCBI's taxonomy places the organism in Eukaryota, Metazoa, Chordata, Actinopteri, Cyprinodontiformes, Goodeidae. The coding region runs from base 542 to 4675 and encodes 1377 amino acids. The record is from RefSeq and is a predicted model, not a curated record. Gene Ontology annotation, cellular component: early endosome membrane. The transcript is spliced from 19 exons. Gene Ontology annotation, molecular function: metal ion binding. Gene Ontology annotation, biological process: endosomal transport.
CCAACCUGCUUCAGAGCAGCUUUUUUAAAUCUUGUUUCUAAACUUGGUGUUUUUCUACGUUGUUUUCUUUAACUUUCGCCAUACAACCAUGUAUUAUCGCUGUUACUAAGCCAGUCGAAUGCAGUGUCUGACAACCCAGUGUAUUUUGGCAGCUCGUUCUCAGGUGAACCCCUCCGACUAAGCAGCUCUUUCCAUGAAGCCGAGUGGAUCCUGUGACCUCAGAGCCGACACUCCGUUCAAGAUGGCCGUCUGAGUGAAGAAUUUACACCUCUCAUGUGAAACUAAUCCAACAGUUAGCUGCCUUGACAAGUUCAGUCCCGUGUUUAGAUAAUGGCGCAUCGACAGUGGCCUCGUUUACUCCCUUUUUGAACCGGAACUUUUCAGGUCAUGGAGUAAACCCGUCCAGGGAACCCAAAGAUUGGCUUGAAGCUAACCGACAGCUUCAUGAGCUUUAAAACGAGAAACGACAAAGCCAGAUAAAUUUGGCCGACAUGGAUGUUGAGGUAUUGGAGCGAUAAAGGCCCCUCUGCUACAGCCCAGAAUGGACAGCUUCUUCAAGGCGGCUGUUUGUGAUCUGGACAAAGUUCUUGAUGACUUUGAGCUAAAUUCAGAGGAGCUUGAAUGCAAGCCUGUUUUCCUGAAGCCCCCUGUGUACCCGUUCUCCUCACUGGGCUCCCAGGGACCAACAAGCCUCCCAGACCUCAAUUCUCUUCAUUAUGGCUCUGCAAGAAGCUGUUCAGAUGGCCCCAGCAGCCACAAGCACAGUGCUGAUGCUAGCGAGGUUAGAGGUGAGCCCCUGACUGGCGUGGACCUUCUGUCUUCUGUGGACCACAGGCCUGCAAUAAGCUCGGCCCCCCCUUGCCCGGACAGAACUCUGAAGCCAGUUUGCGACCUUGUAAAUGAUGCAAGCUCCGCCAUCCUGGUACGGACCAACAGCCAUGAUGCCUUCAGGCAGCUGGAUGUGACCGAGCAGCCAAUAGAGGAGGAGAAGGAUGCGCUGCUUGUGGACUUUGACAGCCCCGUGGUCACAGAGGGGGGAACAGGGCUCGGCUUAAGUAGUGUUCAGGAGGGGCAGACUUCUGCAGGGACAGAUGAGCUGCUGAGGCUGAACUCCCAUCAACAGAGUAGUGGUUACACUGCUUCACUCAGUUUGCUGGACAUAGUUUUUUCUGCAGUCGCGGAGAAGAGCUCAGAACCUCAAGAUGAUUCGCCAUCAACAAGGACCACAGAGUCAGCUGAUGGAGAUGAGAAGGCGAGUGAAGAGGUCUUAUCCUCAGAGCAGCUGGUUGAGAAUUCCUUGGACCACCAUGAAACAGAUCCUACAGAAAGCAAUAAACAAGAGACUUUAUUAAAUGAAGAGCAGGCAUUGGAUGAAGCAUUGGAUGAAGGUGCAGCCAAGUUUGUUGAAGGGUCAAAGUGUGAAUCCUUGAACAGCGAACCCUUCAGCUUGUCAUGCCUGCCGAUAGCGGUGUCAAUGUGUGGCGCUCUGGUGAACUCAAAUACCUCAAAAGAUGAUUUGAGGGCAGCUGCAGAGCAUUGUGAUGCGUCUGAGAGCACAGAGCCAGCCUCGCUGUCAGCUCUGGAAACAAAGGAUGCUAGGGAGAACAACUGCUCUGAUUUAGAGCAGAUAUCAGAGCGUAGGUUGUCUCCAGAGGGGCAGCACCCUUCCGUUGAAUCUACUGCAGCAAUUGUUCCUCCAGAACUCUCCACCCCUGAUUGUUCAGAGGCCAGUCCGGUGGAUCCUCCUGAGUUUGGUUUUGAAUAUCUACCCGAGAGCGACCAGGCAGAGCUGCUGGUUACAGAUGAAGAGUUGGACGCUUUCCUGCAGGCGCAUGCUGAAGCAGAGCAGGGUGCAGGGGCUCCUUACUGCAGCAGGCCUGGAUGUUAUACCCAACCUGAGUGCCUCUCAGAAGCAGCCCAAGGUUUGGAAGAAGGCCGGGAUGAGCAAGAAUUACAAAGCUGUGGUCAAGAUAGAAGGGAAGACCUAGAGGGACCGGCCUCUCCAGAAAGUCCCAUAACAACUGCUGGGUCUGCAGAGGGGAGCUUUACCUCUGCUUCUCCAUCAGACUCUUGCCUAGAAGAUUCCUCUGGGAUCAGCUGUUCUUUAACCAGCAGCACCUCCCAGUCCCAGCACAAAAGUAGCUCCGAUCAACAACACUCCUAUGGAGGUGCGAGACCAAAACAGCCACACAGCCAAACUGCCAGACCUCCACCAGCAGGAGACGAAGGAAUGGAUGGUAGUGCUUCUCCAACAGCAGAAGAUGAGGAGAGCCCAAGUCCUCCAGAGGAUCAUGAAGAUUUCUCUGUAGGGUUUGACGAACUCUCAGAGCCGCCUCCUUACCCUGGGGAGGAACCAACAGGAGGUGCCGGGUCAGCGAACUGGAGGAGGGACGGCAUGGAGGAGCUGGGGAGCAGACAGCCACAGUGGGUGCCAGAUGCUGAAGCUCCUAACUGUAUGAAAUGCAACCAGAAGUUCACUUUCACCAAGAGGCGGCAUCACUGUCGAGCCUGCGGGAAGGUGUACUGCGCUGGGUGCUGCAACAGAAAGUGUAAGCUGAAGUACCUUGACAAGGAGGCUCGUGUGUGCGUCCUCUGCUUCGAUACCAUACACAAAGCCCAGGCUCUGGAGCGGAUGAUGAGUCCCACGGGCCCGAGCCCAAACCCCAACGUCCCGUCUGAGUACUGCAGCACGAUCCCCCCUUUGCAGCAAGCUCGCGCGGCUGGAACGCUGAACUCCCCCCCGCCCACCGUCAUGGUCCCGAUUUCUGUUCUCAAACACCCAAACAAUGACGCUUGUCCGCGUGAACAAAAGCGUGUUUGGUUUGCUGACGGUAUCUUGCCCAACGGGGAGGUGGCAGACACAGCCAGGCUGUCUGUGACGAGCCGGAGGAGCUCCCAGGAGUUCAGUCCAGACCCGGAAACACCUGGCUCAGCUGGAUUGGACCCUGGAGGUGGUGGUCCGUCUGUCCCGGAGACCCCUGGAACCGUGCCGGUGGUGCGAGCUCCGGUGUCUGGACCCUGGGAUUAUGGGUUGCUUUCUGGAAUUGGUUCUUCAGUGAGGAGAAUUCCCAGUCUGCUACCAGACAGUCAGGAUGAGCUGCCUCCUCUGCUCAUCAGCACCGGGGAGGAAGAUGGAGAAGAUGUUUUGGUUGAGGAGAGUCCAGCUCCCUGUCAGAUUCGGCACCUGUUGGAAGAAGGAGGGCCGCGUCCGCUGACCUUUCUUCUGAAUGCCAACCUGCUAGUAAAUGUCAAACUGGUCACAUCAGACGCCAGCAAGCAGUGCUGGUGCUUCGGCUCUAACGGACUCCAGGCUCUGGGACAGAAAGAGCUGGUGUUCUUGUUGGAGUGUGUGUCAGGAGAAAAGACACUUCCAAGAGACCUCUUCUCACUUUAUCUCAGCAUUUAUCAGGAUGCCCAGAAAGGGAAGUUUGUGGAGGAGCUGGAUAACAUUACAUUCACAAACAGUUUCCUGGACAGCAAAGAUCACGCAGGAAUGCUGUUCUUCUCUCCCACCUGUCAGUCUCUGGAUGGCCUCACGCUUCCCCCACAGCCUUUCCUGUUCGGCCUUCUCAUCCAGAAACUGGAGGUUCCUUGGGCCAAAGUGUUCCCACUCAGACUGCUUCUACGGCUCGGAGCUGAAUAUGACAUGUACCCAACUACUCUGAUAAGUGUUCGUUUUCGGGACUCCGUGUAUCGAGAGACGGGCCACACCAUUAUGAAUUUACUGGCUGACCUUAGGAACUACCAGUACAGCCUGUCAGUGGUGGAAGGCCUGAGGAUCCACAUGGAGAUGGGACACAGCUACAUUGAGAUCCCCAAGGCUAGUUUUAGUGAGAUGCAGAAGGUGGUGAAUUCCUCUAAUGAGCAUGUCAUCAGCAUCGGAGCCAGUUUCAGCCAGGAGGCCGACUCUCACCUUGUGUGCUUUCAGAACGAGGAAGGAAACUAUCAAACUCAAGCCAACAGCAAGCCAGGGAAGACUCGCACAGUGACUGGAGCCAGUUUUGUGGUAUUUAAUGGAGCGCUGAAAGCCUCGUCUGGUUUCAUUGCCAAGUCCAGCAUCGUUGAAGAUGGGUUGAUGGUUCAGAUCCCACCAGAGACCAUGGAGUCUUUGCGCUCCGCCCUGAGGGAGCAGACGGACUUCCAUAUACCUUGCGGCAAGAACGACGGUGGAGAGGUCAGGGAGAACGUCACGGUUCGCUGGGUCGACCAGACGUCUCCCGUUAACUCUGGUAAAACCAGUGGGGUUGAUGGCAGACCUCUGGAUGGGGUCCCCAGCGUGAGAAUGCAGCAGGAUGCUGAGUUUGAAUCCGACAGCCUCUCCAUUAGAUGCACCGAGGUCUUCUACCAGUUAAAGUCUCCUGACUGCAGCCUGGUGUCAGUGUUGUCGUCCUGCAGCAUGUUUCAGAAGGAGAUCGCGUUUGCAACCUGCAGCACUUUGGUUCCUCACCUCUCUGUUCUUACGUCAGCUGGCAUCAACUCACUCUGGCUUCGCAUCUCCACGCAGGCCGACAUGGUGGAGUACCAGGCAGGAGCUGGAGGCAGGCUCCUCCCUCAGCGCUACAUGAAUGAGAUGGACGGGGCUCUGAUUCCCGUCAUUCAUGGAGGUAGUGCAAGUGUACCACAGGCUGCCAUGGACAUGGAGUUGGUCUUCUACAUCACACAUGCUUUGCAGUGAAAAAAAUAACCAACUCAAAAGUACUGUAAAAAAAAAAAAAAAAUGCAGGCGCAGAGCAGAUGGUGGUCCAACACCCAGGGGAUGGAUGCCAACCUAUUUAAAAUGGAUUUCUGUCGCCAUGCUCACCAAAGCUGCUACAUCACCUAAAGCCAAACACUAAACCCAGAAACAACACAGAACCAAACCGGUCUUCUCUGUUCUGCCUUCCUGGCUCUCUGCUCACCUCCGGCCGCUGGGAGCUCCUCUGUGAAUGUCACUACAGACCUUCUAGAAAAUGUCUCAUCUGGAUGUAUUCAUUAUAAUUUCAAAUGGGCUAAUUGACUGAAAUGACAGCAGAGAAGAGAUCAGGUGUUGAUGUACUUGUUUUGGUAUGCUGGAAGAAUGAAGAGUUAUCUCUUAGAGUUAUCCUCUUAUUGGAUUUUGCGGAGCUAUAACAGGAACACAGCGAGCCUCAUGUAAGAACACUUCGUGUCCACAUCCUACACAUUGUUCAUUUUUGUCCUACAGGUUUCCUAAUGGAAGUAUUUCGUUUUCAGAUCAUCUGCUCAGACGCUUGUUUAAUGUUGCACGGCUUAGUGUCAGUUAUUUACAACCCAUAAAAGUAAAGAAUAAUACGUGAACAGAGUUUGGAUAAAAUAUGCAUGAAGACGAACCAUUCGUUCUUUUUUUCCAAGCUAACAACUGCAGAGAAAGAAAACCUGUCAGAAAUACUAUAAGUUUAAACAAAUCACCCAUUUUAACAGCUCAUAUUCAGAUCAGCUGAUGAGGACUUUUUUUCUUUAAGAUUUUCCAUCCUGCAUGAGGCUCAGUUUGUGUUCCUUGUAUGGAGUUUAUCCAUUCGUUUGAAAACAUAAAGUCAUCUUGUCAAAAAUUUCAUUGAGUGGCAUAACAUCCUGUCAAACAUUUACAAAAUAUAACUCCAACCUGACUGGACUGGAUAUUAUGAAAUAAUUAUGGGAAUCAAAUAUUCCCUUUUGCUCCUGGUAAUGGGAUUUCUAACAGGUAGCUGAGCCUAAGAAAUCAGGUAGGCCUGUUCAGUCUCUAUUGUCUUCAGCAGCAUUCCUCAUAUAACCUCUUCCACUGGCUUAAAGUUAGAAAAGGUGAUUAUUUUGUUGCGAUUUUUGUUUUUGUCAUCUCUCCCUUUUACCACUUGUUUUUUCUCAUUUAACCUGAAGAUUGCUAACUGGGUUUAAGAAACAGAUUGCACAUUAGGGAAAAGCUCCAGUUUCACCUCGUUUAGGGCAAACAUUCGGCCUGAUAGCACUUCUGAAACUCCUAAAUAGCUUAGAUUUAAAGAAAGAAAAGCAGAUUAAAUGAUUAAUCAGAACGUUCGUUUCCACAGCCUCAUUGUCUAAAAUAUUUGAAUGUUUAAUCUUUGGAGAUUUUUUGUCUCAGUAUAACAGAAAGUGAUCUGAAUAUCUUGAGUUUAUCUAAACCCGCUCCACCAAGCCCACCCAUAACAACCAAUCAUAUGCAGAGCUGCACUGAUCAGCAUUUUGCGACCAGUUUCGUAUCCCUGGGAUUUGGAAAUGUUUAACCUGCCAUUAUUGUCUUUUAGGCGAUACCAAUAUCUCUUUCAGGACUUUGAUAAAGGAAGAUAUAAGAAAUGGUCAUUAAUUACUUACCAGUUGAGAUGAUGUCACGCUGCUGUGUGAGAGAGCGGUCACUAUAAAACAUGUUUUUUUCUAUUUUGGAACAAAGACAAAGCAGACAUUUUAAGCUGUCCCCUGCAUCUUAUAUCAGCAAAUAGCCCUGUUAGCGCAGCUAGCAGUAACCACCAGCAGUCUCUGUGUGUUCCCCAGAGAAGGCAGAUCUUUACCUAAACUCAGAGAAUCAAUCCUAAAGGGUUGGAAACAUAUCCAAAUCCAUAAUAGACAGAGGUUGAAAGUGCAAAAGAAUAAAACCAUGACUCUUUGCUGUUAUAUGUUUAGCCUUCCUGUUAUCUGCUGAAAAGCGUGCUCUUUCUCACAGCCUGCAUGAACCACAGACAUUUCUCUGUUAUAGAAAGCAGUAUUAUUUCCAAACGCUUAUCACAUCUCUGUGCUUCAUUUUCAAACGCCUCCCCACAGUAACAACUUGCACAGCGAGAAGUGGUGUUACUUGGCUUAGGUACGGUGUGUGUUCACUGGUUGGAAAAAGAAUGGAUUUUUGCAUUUCAGGCCAACUGGUCAAAGCUGGGCACCAUCGAUUUCUUUUUACAUCCAAACCAUAUGGAAUUUACUUGGUCAUCUAUGCAUCUUGAUCACGCCUAUUAUAACAUUAACUAUGCAUCCAACGUAAACCGUUUCAAAUAUCUGCUGAGAUGAACUUGUGGAUGGGGUCGGAUCAGACCACUGAAGCUGACCAAUAGGAGCUUGUUUAAACUUCUGCUGUUUGAUGGAACCAUUAAGAUCCUGAUUGUUCUGUUUCAGAGAAGCAGAGAGAUGAGCGCGUUCAGGAAGUAGCUUUGUGCACUCCUGAACAGUUUUCUAGUUUUAGGACAAGGCGCAGUGUUUUUCAGCUUGUCUGACUUUUCAGGCAGCUUCAUCCAUAUGUAUAAAAAUGUGCAAAGAUUGUAUAAAACCUUUUUUUAAUUAUUGCAGAGAUAUUUUUGGUAUAACUAAAAGUAAAAUCCAGGUUAAGACUAAACUAUGUUUUGGUCGGAGCUAAUGUACUUUGAGAAGAAAAAAGAAGCAGAUAUAGUUGUCAGAGAGCAUAGGUUUGACACGAAUGUUUAAGUGUGCCGUCACAAGCCUUGACCACCUCCACAGGUUGUAGUUUAACUGUCAGCAAACAGAGGCAGAGAGUUUUGUGCUUUGGGUUGGUUAGAUGGGGUAUUUGUUGUUUCGUGACAGUAGGUGAUUAUUAAACCAGAGUUUGAAGUGAGAAGAAAAUUAAGAUUAUAUUUUUGUAGUUCAUGUAAAUCAACAUUUUCUUGAUCUGAGACCUUCAUAUCUGUUUCAUAGUUUAUAUGUUGGAACUGUUCGAGCCAGAAAGGGUUUCUUCAGAUAAGUCAAACCAGGCGAACUUUCAGCCCUGUACGAGUUGUUUUUAGAAAACAGCAAACCUGUCAGCUGCAGGUACAGACUGCUGACCUUCAGCUAAGCUGCUGGUGUGACAUCUUGACAGGUGGAUGGAGACAUAUCAGCAACUGCUGGCUGAAAGGACACUAAACCUUUGCAUCCCGUUGCAACAUUUUAGAUACUUUCACUACAGGAAUGCAAAAUAAUGUUAGUUUCCAGAGAAAUGGAGAAAGUAAGACUGGCCUUGGUGAUUAAUUAGGGUCCAGUCCAGCAUGUUGCCUGGUGGGUCUGGUUCUGCUCCUUACAACCCUGACGAUCUGUGUAAAACAAAAUCUACUUUCAUUUACUCAAAACAUAUUUUUUUGUUGAAUUUAUUUGUUAUAUGUUGUGAUUUUAUUACUAAACAAUCCAGUUAGUGUUUCAUACAGUUGCACCAUCGUAACCCAUUAGUGCGAACGAAUUCACGAUUACAUUUUUUUAAGUGAAGCCCGCAUGAUAAAUCUGAUGCGUUUUUGACGUGAGCGAUCAAACCUGUAGAGUUUAAUUAGUGGAGGACGUAUUGAUCAUUCCAAAGUACAUGUCUGUUUCACCGCUGAACUUUGGUUCAAGGACGUCUGUUUUCCGUAUUCUUUAUCUGGAUGCUGACAUUUAGGGGAGGGAAAAUACUAUAACGAUGAAUUAUUCCUUUCUCUGUUGAUUUAAACAUGUACAUUAUGCCAUAAUGAGAAGGACGUUUAGGCUCUCCGAUUGUUUUUGAAGUGUGAUUUCUUGUAAAUCAUCUAUUUAUUCAUGACACCAGCUUUAUUUUGGUGGCCUAUGGGUCUAAAUAGCUUGUGUAUUUAAAUAAUAAAAUUACUUUUAUGAAAA